CCACAUCAAUUAUCUUUCGGUGACGUUUCACACUCUAGACCUCCCCCCAACCUCACCCUAAUUUAUUUUUCUAUUCGGUAGUUCGUUCUCCAGUCAUAGAUUUUAUUGGACAACGCGCGGACUAAAAUCAGACAUAAAUUAAAAAAAGUUCAAUUAGCUAAUUCUUGAAGAGAUUAUUCGGGUCUUCAUUGGCCCUGCCGUGUGGGUGUAAGAAAUACUCAUGUACAUUCUGUGAGGGCAGGCUCUUCAUUACUGGAAAAAUACACCCGGUAAGUCUCGUGGUUAGGCGAGUGCAGUGUGGCAUUGGGGGAGCAGGAGAAUGGGGAGAAUACGUAUUUGUUCUUUGGGGGCUAUUGUACUCGGUGUGUUUAUGGUUAUCGGGGCCCUCGGGGAAAGUCAUACUCAUGAUCAAGAUGCCAGUGAUGAUGAGGUCAUCCAGAAGCCCGUUUACAAGAGCCCAACUGUGUCUGGGUUUGCUUACUUAGCUGAGCAUUUUGAUGAUAGGGAGAGAUUCAGGACUGCUUGGGUGCAGUCGCUGGCUAAGAAGGAGGAGAUCGAUGAAGACAUUGCCAAAUAUGAUGGUAUUUGGGCGGUCGAGGAGCCAACCAGAAGUGUUCAGGAAAGCGAUUUGGGUCUGGUAUUGAAGAGCAAAGCUCGUCAUGCAGCGAUAGCGUCCCUCCUCAACAAGCCCUUCAAGUUUGAGGAUAAGCCGCUGGUGGUCCAGUACGAGGUUAAUUUCCAGGAGGGCCAGGAGUGUGGAGGUGCUUACCUGAAACUGCUGACACAGGAGGAGAGCUCCCUGGAUCUGUCCAAGUUCCAUGACAAGACUCCCUACACAAUCAUGUUCGGCCCGGACAAGUGCGGCACUGACCACAAGCUCCACUUCAUCUUUCAGCAUAAAAAUCCCGUCAACGGCACCAUCGAGGAGAAACACAGCAAAAAACCCAAGGAGCGCCUCGAAGACUACUUCAAGGACAAAGCCCCUCACCUCUUCACUCUGAUCGUCAAACCUGACAAUUCUUUCCAAGUCAAAGUUGAUGGCAAAAUCGUCAAUGACGGUUCUCUCUUGGACGACUUCACGCCGCCAGUGAAUCCCCCGCUGGAGAUUGAGGAUCCAAAUGACAUUCAACCCGAGGACUGGGACGACAGGGAGAAAAUUCCGGAUCCCACGGCUGUAAAACCAGAGGACUGGGACGAGGAUGCACCGGCGCACAUCGUCGACGAGGACGACGUUGUACCGGAGGACUGGCUCGAGAGCGAACCACCAACUAUUCCAAAUCCUGAUUCAGUUAAACCUGAAGACUGGGACGUGGAGAUGGAUGGCGAGUGGGAACCACCGGAGAUACCCAAUCCCAAGUGCGAGGGGGUGUCUGGUUGUGGGGUUUAUAAACAAAAAAUGAAGAAAAAUCCGAGGUACAAGGGCAAGUGGCUUCCUCCUCUCAUCAAUAAUCCUAAUUACAAAGGAAAGUGGAAGCCCAGACUCAUUCAUAAUCCCGAGUAUUUCAAUGAUCAACAGCCGUUUAAGAUGAUGCCAAUUGGCGCUGUUGGUUUUGAACUCUGGUCAAUGUCCCCCGACAUUCUCUUCGAUAAUAUCAUCAUCACUGACGACGAAGAUGUUGCAAAACAGUGGGCUGAUGAUACGUUCGAGAUUAGACGAAGAAAAAUCGCUCAGGAAGGCGCGACAUUGUGGGGGCGAAUGAUGAAAUCCAUGAACUAUAAGCCUGGUUGGUGGGCAGUUUAUUUCAUCUACUGCGCUGUACCAAUCGUCAUUUACAUUUCGUACCUCUUCAGAAGAUCUCGCGAGGAUUCGUCCGACGAUGAGAAGGAUCCACUAGCCCCCAACGACGAGACCAAGUACUCCACCCCCGGUGGUAGUGUCAACCCCGAGGACGAAGUACCUCACCUCGCUCGCCCUGAGGAACCUCUCAAUGAUAAUACUGAGAAUGAGGAAGAGACUGAUGAAAUAAUAGCGAGUGAAAAGGACGACGAAGGAGGAAGUGGCGAUGGACCUCGCCGGAGAAAGCCAAAUAAAGAGUGAAGAGUAGAACGAAGAACUAGGGAAAAAAAAUUGCAUUAUCUGUACCAUAAGUCACAUUCCACCGUAAGCCCACUGGAACAAAUAAGGUUAAACAUUUGUUACUGCAUUUACGUAACUGUAAAACAUGUUCAAACUCGCCAUUACUCCUCUGCAUGCCAUGCAAUUAUUGUCUCCUUCAUUAUCCUGAAUUUGCAUAAUUAUUAUAUUUCAUCGAGUCACUUAUUUAUGUUCGUAUUAGUUACGGUUAACAAUUAUCGGUGGUGAUAAUUAAUUGGUUAUACUAAUUUCUCUUACUAUUCGUGUUUUUCGUGGCACUGAUGACCAAGUAUCACACAUAUACAUAUGUACACCAUAGAUAUAUUAAUGGUAAAAUUACGGAUACGAGUUGUACAAUUGUGCUUGCCCCCCUCUUGUUUAUUUUAAAGUAGUUGAUGCACUUGUGUCUUACUUUUCCAUCAUUUUUCUCGACAGAGAAGGAGAUUUUUGAGAUUUGAUAAUGUGAAGUGAAAUAUUUCUCUGCAGAGCAUUACUUCGUCAUGAUUGUUGAUUUUUUAUGAAUAAAUCACGAUUUGAAAGACA
This is a messenger RNA of Diachasmimorpha longicaudata, 2617 nucleotides long. Its product is annotated as calnexin. Lineage: Eukaryota; Metazoa; Arthropoda; Insecta; Hymenoptera; Braconidae. Gene Ontology annotation, cellular component: endoplasmic reticulum; endoplasmic reticulum membrane. Bases 320 to 2038 code for a protein of 572 amino acids. Gene Ontology annotation, biological process: protein folding. The record is from RefSeq and is a predicted model, not a curated record. Gene Ontology annotation, molecular function: calcium ion binding. The transcript has 7 exons.